AUCGUUCUCGUGCCCUCCCUUAGCCUUUAGGUCAUGGUCUUGGAAGGUGAACCGACGCUGACGACAGUCUCGUGGCACACGACAAGAUGCAUUGAGGAUGCUUGGCUGGCCGUAGACAGACCGGGGAUGAUCCUCUUCUACCCAAGAUACCCAACUGAGCCCAGCCGACAGAACUCCAACGUUUAGUGUUUAUAAAAACCACCGAUCUUCCCAGUCGUCCACAGGGCAUCCGCCACAUCCGAUCCUCACGGGUUGUCCCUCUUACGUAGUCCCGUCCCGUCGGUUCAUUCCUGAGCAUUCCCUCUCACCGAUCUGACUACUUUCCCCAGUUCAAGUUCCUCCGGACAGAUCUCCCCCCUCUUCUCCCCGCUUCAUCUCUCCGACCAUUUGACCUCCACAUGUCACCGGUCAAAUCUAAAAACUAGGCUCCUAUGCUUUCCUCCUCUUGGCGUUAAACUUCCUUCUCUAUUGUCUAUUUUCCCUUGCGACUCUUGCCCCUUGAGGGCCCUCUCCACCCCCUCGGAGGAACGCCGUGCCAACCUAGUGGCCGAUUCAGGUCCAACCUGACGGUCAUCCAGCCCCCUCUCCCUUCCACCCUCCUUUCUCCGCCCAUUUCCUUUGUGUCAAGAUGGGUAACUCCCAAACGAAGGAAUCGCGAGCCGGAACGCCGCACCGUCAGCAAUGGUCCUCAUCCGAUGCCUCCGGUAGUGGCCGGGUCGUCUAUCAAAAUCCCCGGUCGGGCAGAAGCAGUCGGCCUGACUUGUCCAUCCUCGGAAUCGGGAGCAGUCAUCGAGAUCGCGAUGACCGUGACGUGGCCUCAUUGGAACACCGGCGCGAAAGUAAACAGGAGCGGGAGGCCCGCCGCCUGGAGAAGGAACGUGUUGCUCGUGUGAAGGAGCGGGAGCGCAGUAUGAAAGAGGAACAUGUGGAUGGAGGCUAUCUGGUCACUCAGGGUGUGUAUGUGGGCACGGAGGACUUCAACAAGGCGGUCGUUCGACAACUAAUGAUUGAGCGACGACUGGCUCCCUUCUGGAGAGGACUGAACGAGUUCUCAGAAUCGUGGGCGGAACACCAAAUCAUGGCCGCAGCCCGCGGCAUGCCCAUUCCCCCGCCUGAUGAGAUUCCCCCGGAGUUGGAGUACACGCCACCAAAGGCCAGCGAGACGAAGGCGUCGGCCGAGGUGAACAUCCAGCAUCUCACGGUCCCCAUCACCUCUCGGUCGCAAUCCCUCAAUUCCGACGUAUCGCAAAUCUCCAACCCCAGCCAGUCAUUACCUUCUGCGAUAGCGUCCGGUACAUCUACGUCACCGUUCUUCCGCACCCGCGCCAAGACCCUUGCAGCCCUCACCACCUCUUCAAGGCAUGGCUCACAGACAGAUUUGACUCCUCGGGAACUGCAGCUUCCAAAGGAUCCGUUUGUCAACGGCCAGCCAAUUGAGGUCUACAUCUACAAGGAUGCGAUCGAAUGCCCGAUCUGCUUCCUGUACUACCCGCCGUAUCUCAACCGGACUCGAUGCUGUGACCAGCCCAUUUGCUCCGAGUGCUUCGUUCAGAUCAAGCGCCCGGAUCCGCACCCUCCAGAGCACGAACAACACGAUGCUAACACUCCGGCCCCUGCUGAAGGCGAACAACAACAAGCGGCUGAAUCCACCGAUGGCCAGUUGGUCUCGGAACCUUCGGCUUGUCCAUUCUGUGUCCAGCCCGAGUUUGGAGUCACCUACGCCCCGCCACCCUUCCGUCGAGGCCUGACCUAUGCCGCCGACCCGAGCGCCCGUCCCUCCCCCAACAUCAUUUCACCCGUCUCCUCCACGUCUUCCUUGGUCUCCGCACAUGCUCUCCCCACGCCUGGCCGCCGCCGCGCCACCUCUUUGUCUGCGACCGAUCCGGGUGUAGUCACGACGGACAAGGUUCGUCCGGACUGGGCUCAGAAACUAGCAAAUGCCCGUGCGCAUGCGGCACGACGUUCUGCCGCGGCGACUGCCUUGCACACUGCGGCCUAUUUGAUGAAUUCUAACCCAUCGGGGAGCGAUUCGCGCGGUAUCGGUCUGGGUCGCAGAGGUUUGCGAAGAGCUACGCAGGGAGACGCCGGCCGGUCCGGAUCCCCUGCACUCAAUGCGCUCGCAUUCUUGACGGAACGGCCCGAUCGAACGCCACCUCGGGUGUCUGCGCCGGAUACCGACUCGGCGGAGGAAGGACAGGGAAAUAUCGCACCACCGCGAGACAGUUCGCGACGCACCCGCAUUGAUGAUUUGGAGGAGAUGAUGAUGAUGGAAGCGAUUCGGUUGAGUUUGGCGAGUGAGGAGGACCGCAGGAGGCGAGAAGAGAAGGAAAUCCGAAAGGAGGCCAAGAGAAGGGAGAAGGAGAAGGAGAAGGAGGCGAAGAAGGCGGAUAAGGCGGCUCGUAAGACUGGCUUGUACAGCAACAAUGCUAGCACGUCAGCAUUAUCGGUCCCUAUUGAAAAUGCCGUGGGCAAAGCCAGCAGUUCGUCUUCAAUUGCCGAAGAAGGGCCGUCGGCAGGGAAGGGCAAAGCCGUUGACCGUGCGUCUCCGGCCGCUGUGGACGCCUCCGCACCCCCUUCAUCCACCACAUCUAGUCUGGCCGAUCAAAGCCUGGCUCUGCCCGAUCCUUUGGGAACUGCGGAACCUUCAAGACCGUCUCACCUUCGACAUGUGUCUAGUGCAUCAUCGUCGAUAUCGUCCAUCAUGGAGGGCAACGCUGGCGAUCGUCCCGGCGGCCACAUGUCGGCUGACGCGAGUAGUACGUCUCUAGAGCCCAUGUUCAACUUUCGGAGUCUGGCCGCCGUGAUUGGCGAUGAAGACAAGGGCCAUGAGCCGGAGCAUGUUGAGGACGCUAUGCAGCAGGCCGAAGGCUCCUCCAGCGCAGCCCCUUCUGUUCACCAGCCCUCGGCUGAUGCGGUUGGGAAGGAUAGUGACCCGACCAAGACCGACGCAAUCCCCGACGUGAAAGCCCCUGUGGAAGUGCAAGGUAGCCCUGGUGGCAUCUUGCCCAAGGAGCUCGAGACUCGUUCAGUUGAGAUCACAAACGAGGCGAACACGGAGGCAACCUCAUGACCAUGAUCAUGGAGGUGUGAGCCCUCAUUUCCCUCUCCCACCCCAACAAUUUUCUGUUUCCGUUAGAGGUCUUGUCAUAAGGUCCGCAUUGAAAUGGGAUUCAACCGGCGUCGCAGGGUAGGAUUGAUUUUCGAACUUGUUUUGGUGGAUGUGGGUGUUUUCUCCCUUAUCUGAUUCGGGCAUAUCGCUCCCCUCAUGUUCAUCGUUACUGUCUCCAUAGCACCCAUUUCUCUUUCUAUCCGGCAUUUGUGUCUCCCUCCACCUAUGACAGAGAUACGUCCAAGUUUGACCCUACCUCCCAUCCAUCUCGUUCCUUCGGCCUCUUGGGCGUCUUAUCCGGGUUCUCACUCCAAUCUCCGUCGUACGCUCGUCACUAUGUAUCUCUUAGCCCUAAAUCCUUCCGUGGCUACUUUAAUCUUCUCGCUUGGAACCAUGUAAACACCCAG
Molecule: messenger RNA, 3516 nt
Organism: Penicillium brasilianum
Lineage: Eukaryota; Fungi; Ascomycota; Eurotiomycetes; Eurotiales; Aspergillaceae
Source: the annotation of a GenBank genome assembly